AUGGACUUGAACUGGAAAAAUCCCGAAAGAAGAGAAGUCGCGACAACUGCUACGUUUAUCGACUCAGAAGCUCACAAGAUCCAUGACGGGUUUGGAGGGUCGUCCAAGUUCGACCUGGAACGGGGGGAGUAUGUGCAGUUUCGGCCUUACUUACAGUUGGAAAGGGCUUUGAAGAUCUACAUAGGCACUGUCCUGGGCAUCCGUGUCCAGGGAGAUAGCUGGGAUGACUUGUGCGAAAGAAUAAAUCACACAGAAGAUCGAUAUCGCAAUCGUAAGGAAGGUCUUUGGCGAUCGAUAUGGUACAAGAUGGGCGACUAUAGUGGUAUACUAGACGGGUGGGUCGCCCUCAUACCAGAUGCGUAUGGGCUUGCUGUAGUCAAAACUGGUCUUGCAGUGGUGUUCAAGCUUGCCGAAAACUCAGCAGAGAAACGAAACAAGAUCUUCAACACGUUCGCGGAGUUGCGAGAUGCCCUCAUGCGAGCGGAUCCAACACGAACGAGCUUUCGAGCCAACAAAGAAGUCGCAACCUGCGCAGAACAUCUCUAUCAGACUGUUGUGGAUUCUAUCGAGGAUAUGAUACUAUUGACAUCGCAGGAUAAAUCCACAUGGCGAAGAUGCAUUCCUAAGUUCAAGCAUAAGACACCUGCUCCCGAUCCUGAUACAAUUCUGCAAAAUGUGGCAGAUCGAACCAAGGAAUUUGAGCGUGCUGUUGGCAUGGCUCGAGACCAGGUCAUCGAGAGCACGGCAGUGGUGUCUCAGGAUACCAACAUCAGGACUACUAUGAUUCAGUGGGACGUGAGCUCCACGAAGAACAACACAGAGAUCCUGAGGUCAGAUAUUGAGAAGAGUGGUGCGAGGCUUGAGAGUGUUGGUGGCGAGGUGGGCGAGUUGCAUGGCUUGGUGUCUCAGAUCAGCUCUGGCAUGGAGCACAUGACCAUGGAAACCACGGGCCUAAAGAAAGGCAUCGAUGAAAACACAAUCUCCCUGAAGAAAGAAAGUGAGAAUAAUGAGAGAAGACACCAAGAGUUAUGCAACCUCAUCAUCGGGCAAGUUGAGGCGAAGAGCAAAAUCGCCAAGCGAGAGAGCGCCCUGGAAGACGGCUCACGUAGUCUAAAAAACCAACUCAUGACGCUCCUUCUCGAGGGUAAAAAGAAAGAUGCCGAGAUUGCCAUGCUGAAAGAACGACUCAAUCAGAACCGGAAACGCGGCGCAGUGGUCAGCUUGAAUCGUUUCUGCGAGAUUUUAGCCCAGCCCAGCUCUACUGAAGAUAAGCCAGUCGAUAUAGAGCGCAUGUUCCAGCACCCAAACGAAGACUUCAGACGAGCCCUCGUGCACAAGAGUAGGUUCAAUGCAGCCACUCAAGGCCAAGUCCAAUCGUUGCUGCGACAUGAACGGUUACACCGAUGGGUAACCAGCCAUCACCCCGACCUGAUUCUCGUCGACGCGAACAUCAGCUCGUCCGGCCUGUCAAAGGUGUCCGCCAUAUCAGUCUUUUGCGCCACCUUGAUCUCUAGCAUGAUGGAAGUCCAUCCUGACGAGGUGGUUGUCCAAUUCUUCUGUGGAUUACACACCGCUCCCCUAGAUCCCUGGCACGGGCCGAACGGUCUAGUCCGUUCUAUUGCCAUGCAGCUCUUGAUGAAACUAGUCAAGAUGAACAUUCUAAACUUGGGGUUCAUCAACGAUCGAGACUACCUGAGAGACCUUGAGCAGCACGACUUAAGGAAACUCUGCGACACAUUCUACUCGCUUGUGUCUCAAUUCCCGGCCGACACGAGAGUAUACUGCAUCAUCGACUCCAUUUCUUGGUUCGACAAGGACAGGACUUUUGCAGAAUUAGCCACUGUAAUGGAAUGGCUGCAAUACAUGCAACAGGAGAAUGAAGGAGCUUCCGGUGUUCAAAGAGAACCCGUCUAGACUUGUCACUCUGUCUUCGAGGAACCUGAUACCCAUGGGAAUAUCUAACAGAGCGAUCGAGCGUCAACUUUCCAGAUCCCCGUUUCCAUCACCACUCACACCCAAGAAGGUGGUAUUUAGAACAACAAGAUCAGAAAGUUAUGACGAUGAGUAUGAUGAAUGGUAACAACCUAGGUGAUGACGGCGGUUGAAUAUUUAUGACUGCAUGCUUCACUUGGAUGACUUGAAGAUGAAGGGCAUAUAACUAUGCUGUAAUGCUGUUUCUUGACUUCCUCUUCAAUCUCACAUGCGAUGUUGUGAUUACGUAGUGGCGUCUGGAACUGCUGCCUCACCACGAUAGCAUAGGGAGCCGGUGCGGCAGAAAGUCGAAAGAGUCUUUCUAGGAAGAAGCAAAAUGUAG
Messenger RNA from Aspergillus piperis CBS 112811, 2314 nucleotides. RefSeq lists its product as uncharacterized. The record is from RefSeq and is a predicted model, not a curated record. The transcript is spliced from 6 exons. The coding region runs from base 1 to 1914 and encodes 637 amino acids. Lineage: Eukaryota; Fungi; Ascomycota; Eurotiomycetes; Eurotiales; Aspergillaceae.